Molecule: messenger RNA, 1437 nt
Organism: Penicillium crustosum
Lineage: Eukaryota; Fungi; Ascomycota; Eurotiomycetes; Eurotiales; Aspergillaceae
Exons: 2
Coding region: 1-1437 (478 amino acids)
Source: RefSeq, a predicted model, not a curated record
AUGUUGAUCAUCCUAUUGAUAGUGCUCCUUGCUCUAUACACCCCAACACAAGCCCAUUCUUGGGUGGAAGAGCUCACCCUCAUUGCUCCAAAUGGAACCUUCAUCGGCACCCCAGGAUAUGCGCGAGGGAACUACCUGCGCACGACAUCGGGCUUUAGCGACACUACCAUGACCUACUUGAUCCCGCCCAACACAAGAGCAAAUGUGACUCAGAUUCUGCCAACCGACAAAAUGUGCAAAGACACCCAGCAGGAUCAAACCCAGUCAGAGGGAAGCCCUCGGCUUGAAGCCAGCGCUGGCGCGGCGAUUGCUCUUCGCUACCAGGAGAACGGCCAUGUGACACUUCCCCAGAACCAGCCAGGAAAGCCCGCCAACCGUGGAACCGUUUACGUAUAUGGCACCACACAACCCAAGACCGGCGAGAAAUUGCUUGAUGUCUAUGGUGUCUGGACCCAAGAUGGCACUGGGGGUGAUGGGCGGGGUGUACUCUUGUCAGUGCAGAACUACGACGACGGCCGUUGCUAUCAGGUCAAUUCAGGGCAAAUCUCAGAGACUCGACAAACAAAGUAUACCCACACAGCAGACGCACGGAUGGGAGCAGACCUCUGGUGCCAGCAGGAUAUUCAACUGCCCUCCAAUGCUCCCAGUGGGAAGCCCUACACACUCUAUUGGGUGUGGGACUGGCCCACCGCUGCCGGUGAUGAUCCCACAUACCCCAACGGAAAGGCCGAAAUCUACACAACUUGUAUGGAUGUGGACUUGGUGAACAAUGUCGGCAAGCAGGCAAUCAAGAGCGACUAUGAGACUGACCAAGAUCUCAACAAUGCUGCAAUCCCUUCGCAGUUUGAUGCACUUGGCGGUGCGAUAUCUUCUCGGUUAUCCGCCCAGCCAUCCUCUCAGUCAUCCUCUCAGCCGACCACUUUUGUCACAUCGUUAGCUGCGACAGGGGUUGAACCUAAAACAGUCACAGUGACCGAUUGGGAAAUCAGCACUAGCACUGUAUUUAUGGCUGGGACCAUCGGGAUAAAUCAUAUUGUCCCAACGACCAACAGCCCCGAUCCCCAAACCCACCUAGGCGCUGAUCAUUACUCCAGUACCUACAACCUAGACAGGUAUGGCAAUCUCCGAGCAUUCACUCGCGAGUCUAUUUCUCCUCAAAUUUCUCAUUUCCCAUGUGGCCUUGACCUAAUCUUUGUCACCGUGCGGUCUGCACAUUCUUUCCCGCAUAAGCGCUGUGCCUCCGUUACAUUUGUAUCUGACAUUGGCCCUUUCUGCAGUUUUCUGCUAUAUUUAGCAAUUCCCUGCCCUCGAGAUCGCGGGACAAACGGCUGGAACAACGGUCUCGAUUUCGCCAAUCCCACUUUGAACGUAUAUUCUACUACGCAAACCUUGCAAACUCGCUGGCUUUUUCUCGUUGAUAUCAUCUUCUCAUUGUGA